CAGAUCCCCACCUGGGGUGACGGGCCACCCCCACUCACCGGGGUCGCAGCGAGUCUUAGUACCUACAGCGGGAUGGAGAGGGCGUUCUUGGACGAACUGGCGAAACUGCUCGGUGCUACAACGCAACUCCGCUUCUGUCGGCGUAACACAGCGAACGCGUUAGCGUCUACGCACCUCAUAUGCCCCACCCCCACCGGUGACAAAUACACUGGGGCAUUGAAAUGGGGCUUACCGGCGGUCAAGGCGACCUGGCUGCUUGAAUGCGCUAGAACUGGGAAGAGAGUGAGCGAGAGGGAAUAUUUAGUUGGUGACACUAAAGCUCCUCCUAGCCCACAGAAGACCAUAGAGCAAAUGCCGCCAGAAUCCAAAGACGAAACAAAUUCCACCACAGACAAAGAGAACGACAUGCGGCCGCCUCCGACCGCGGCUGUGCCGCGUAGAGGCUCCAUACCAAGUCGAGAGCAAACUCCGAAGGGUAAGAAUAUGGACAAAGAGAAUGACAUGCGGCCGCCUCCGACCGCUCCGAACUCCGAAGGGGAAGAAUAUGGAUAA
Messenger RNA from Ostrinia nubilalis (European corn borer), 552 nucleotides. RefSeq names its product DNA topoisomerase 2-binding protein 1-like. Bases 73 to 552 code for a protein of 159 amino acids. Gene Ontology annotation, biological process: DNA replication initiation; mitotic DNA replication checkpoint signaling; mitotic G2 DNA damage checkpoint signaling. The record is from RefSeq and is a predicted model, not a curated record. Lineage: Eukaryota; Metazoa; Arthropoda; Insecta; Lepidoptera; Crambidae. The transcript is spliced from 4 exons.